This is a messenger RNA of Talaromyces rugulosus, 2445 nucleotides long. RefSeq lists its product as uncharacterized. Lineage: Eukaryota; Fungi; Ascomycota; Eurotiomycetes; Eurotiales; Trichocomaceae. The transcript has 10 exons. Gene Ontology annotation, biological process: phospholipid biosynthetic process; translation. Gene Ontology annotation, cellular component: ribosome; membrane. Bases 1 to 2445 code for a protein of 814 amino acids. Gene Ontology annotation, molecular function: structural constituent of ribosome; phosphotransferase activity, for other substituted phosphate groups. The record is from RefSeq and is a predicted model, not a curated record.
AUGUUGCCUGCGCGGGUGCUCCGCGCCUCCCCCGCAUUUGCUGCCCUCCGCCCCUUCACCACCUCCUCCUCCGCCGCUGGCCGUGCCCCCUCCAUCCGUGAUAUCACUCCCCGUAAUGCUGCCGAGUUUAACGCUCGACAAAAGGAGUUUCGUGAGAAUCUAGAGCUUUCCGCCCGCAAGAAGAAACAAGAGCAAGAGAGUCAGUCUGUCAAUUCGUCUGUCCAGAACCCCCCUCGUGACCGUGCCCAAGAACAACAGGACCUCGAUGCCGCUGCCGAGGCCGGCGCCAAGCGAGGCGCCCUGUCCUCGCUCAUCUACGGCACCAAAGAGGGACAAGUGUUUGACAAAGACAUGGAGCGGUCGUUCUCGCAGGUCCUCGCCCGUGGCAAAUACGUCCAUUCGAUCGUCUUCCACGAUGUCAAGCCCGACAAGGUUGACGAGUAUGUAGAUCUCGUCGGCCAGUGGUACCCCAAGAUGGCCUCUAUCCAAGAGAACAAAGUCAACCUGGUGGGCAGCUGGCGAACUCAGGUUGGCGACAACGAUACUUUUGUACAUAUCUGGGAAUACCAGCGCUACACCGGUUACCACGAUUCCCUUCAUUCCAUCUCCGAACAUCCCGAGUUCCGUGGGUUUGACACAAAACUCAAGACUCUGAUCAAGAGCAAAAAGACAUCUCUCAUGCAAGAGUUUUCCUUCUGGCCGACGACAUCUCCUCGCCGCUUGGGCGGUCUUUUCGAACUGCGCUCUUAUACCCUCCACCCCGGCAAUCUACUGGAAUGGGAGACUCACUGGCGCCAGGGACUGCAGGCUCGCCGCGAGGUCAUGGAAGGCGUCGGCGCCUGGUUCGUCCAGAUUGGCGAUCUCAACACGGUGCACCACCUGUGGCAGUUUGCCGACUUGGAGGAAAGAAAGAUUCGCCGCGAGCAGUCCUGGGGCGUCGAGGGCUGGGCCGACACGGUGCACCGAACGGUGCCGCUCAUUCAGUCGAUGCAGAGCAGAGUCCUGAUCCCCAUGCCCUGGAGCCCAGAUAUCUCGCUCUGCUGUCCUUUUUUAAUCGACAGCUCCCCCUGCCACGAGUCAACAAUGACUUGGAUCCGCCAAAAUGACCUCCCCAAGCUGCGGGAAUACAAGUAUUCUGGCGUCGACCACUCGCUGGUGAGCCGGUAUAUUCUCAAGCCUUUUUAUACCAAUUUCGUCAUUCGGUUAUUUCCGAUGGGCAUGGCGCCCAAUCUCGUCACCCUCACCGGCUUCGGAUUCGUGAUUUUGAACUUUCUGACAAUUCUCUACUACAAUCCCACUUUGGACCAGGAUUGUCCGCCGUGGGUGUAUGUGAGCUGCGCCGUUGGCUUGUUUUUGUAUCAGACGUUUGAUGCGGUUGACGGAAUGCAAGCUCGCCGGGCUCGACAGAGUGGUCCUCUGGGUGAACUCUUUGACCAUAGUGUCGAUGCGUGCAAUACGGUCUUGGGAGUCUUGAUUUUUGCGGCCGCAAUGAAUCUUGGACAGACGUGGGCGACCGUCCUUAUUCUGGGGGGAUCUGUUAUGACCUUCUACGUCCAAACGUGGGACGAAUACUUUACUCAUGUCCUGACCCUCGGAAUCGUUUCUGGCCCGGUCGAGGGCAUCCUAACCAUCUGUACCGUCUUCCUGUUCACAGGCUACAUGGGUGGCGGCAGCUUCUGGCACCGGCCCAUGCUGGAAACCCUCGGAGUGUCCAAACCUGCUUUCCUUUCGGACUCGGUGUACGAAAUGUCGUUUACCUCGUGCUAUAUCGCCUAUGGCGGGAUAAUGCUGCUUUUCGCAACGGGCUCCAGUAUUGUCAACGUCAUGAACGCGCGUCGCAAACGCAACGAGAACCCCGUUACGCCGCUCCUCGGACUUUUGCCCUUUAUCAACGUGUGGAUCUUGGUGCCUGUGUAUUUGUACCUGCAGCCGGGAAUUAGGAACAACCACCUGGUUCCGUUUGUGCUGUACAUUGGCAUUGUCAAUGCGUAUUCUGUGGGGCAGAUGAUCACGGCCCAUCUGCUCAAGACUUCGUUCCCCAUGGGCAAUAUCCUGGCCUGGCCGUUGGCAGCCGCCGUGUUUGAUAGUCUGGGCCCGUGGUCUGGUUUGUGGCCCAGUGCGCUAGGCAGCGAUAUUUAUCAGACUGCGUUUUUGUUUACGGCGCUGGGACUUGCGAUUGGCGUGUAUGCCAGUUUUGUCGUUCUCGCGGUCGAUCUCCUCAACCCUACUCCUCAGUCUGAGGCUCGCAAGCACAAGCUCAAGGCUCUCGUGCCCGCCCCUCGCUCGUUCUUCAUGGACGUCAAGUGCCCCGGCUGCUUCACAAUCACCACCGUCUUCUCACACGCCCAGACCGUCGUUAUCUGCGCCGGCUGCUCGACUGUUCUGUGCCAGCCCACUGGUGGCAAGGCCCGACUCACCGAGGGCUGCUCUUUCCGUCGCAAGUAG